Messenger RNA from Symbiodinium natans, 2166 nucleotides. The record is from the annotation of a GenBank genome assembly. NCBI's taxonomy places the organism in Eukaryota, Dinophyceae, Suessiales, Symbiodiniaceae.
AUGAAUGUCGCUCCAAGGCAUCUAUGGAUCGUGUGGUCAGUGCAGCUUUGUGUCAGUCAGGACACUGCAAGAGGCUCGGAAGUGACAAUCAUCGAUUUGUGCAGCGAUGCGCCAUCCAGGAUGGCCUGGUCGUCGCAAAAGGCCAAACAAAGUUGUGGCUGCCGCCUCAUUUCCACGUGGGAGAAUUUGGUGACAUCGUUUGCGCCUGAAAUUAUCAUCUCAACAACCGCCAGCAAGCCAGCUUGGCAUCUGCCAUGGAUCCGGACCGCGCAUUGGGACUAUGUUUCUUACACAUUACACACGCUUGGUGAUGUUGAUAUUGGAGCUGCGAGCGCCGCCGAAUGCGUGCUUUUGUCCGGCAUGAUGCACACCUUUACACGUCUCGUUCAUGUGGUGGGAGAGAAUGCUUGGGGAAUGGUCAAACACCUGAACCUAAACAUUUUCGAAGAGUUUGUGGAUGAAAGCUCUCCGCGCGUACGAAGAUCUUUUGAAGUGUUGGACCAGAUAAACUCGGUGUUGGUGGCAAGCAGGGUUGAAUAUGGUGUCGUCAGCCUCUUUGGCAUGCUGCAAUGGUUUAGUGCUCUGCUCACUUUCCAGCGCCGUCGAGAGAUGAGACGGUUGGGGAGUGCACUGCGCCCUUGCCGACCCUUCGAACGGAAUUCGGCCGUCAACACGUCAAACAGCGGCCGUAGCAGCAGCCUGUGGCGCCACAUGUUGGAGCAGCUCAUGACUUGCUUGAUACACCGCCAACUUUUCAAUAAAGGCCAGCCGUCGAAACCGCUUUCCUGGAUUUUGACCCUCGGUCUGCACUAUUGGGGCCCGCUUCACAUUGCCAUGGCCGAAGCAGCUGGAAGGGAGCCAUACUUGCUUCCUUUCCCCAGGAUUGCGCCGCCACCCCCACCAGCAGAUCGAAAUCUUCAGCGGUUAAGGCUAGUCGAGCUGUGUGUCACCGCAAAGCAGCAGCGCCAGCUUCGAAGUUUUGCUGCAGGAGGUGUAAUGCAGCUGUCGAUGGAGACUCGGCUGGUCUUAGCCAGCCAGCGUGACGGUGCCCGUCUUGCCGUGGUCACGGUAGCUACAGGCUUGCCGAUCAGCAUUGACUCUGAGAUGCACUUGUCUGAUCAGCCGAAUCUUAUGGAUUUCUUGGUUUAUGCUGAGAAACCUCGUGGUGAAUGCCUCCAUCGGGGACGUUGUUGGGACAAGAAUCGGACCGUCUACACCUGCGGUCCGCAUGCAGCCAUGCUGCCUGAAGUGUCGAUGAGAAAGUGGUGGUGCCUCUUUCCGACCAGCAAGAAGCGGAGGGUAGAUGCUUAUGCCGUAAGCUUCUUUCGGCAAGCCGCCACAAUCAGAUGCCCGCUUCCGUCAGACGUCUCCCUGUCCCUCGAGAGCCCACUAAUUGUUGAGCUUCAGGCCGAUCCACCUUAUGCAGGUGCUGAGGCUUGGCGAAUUGCGGUAGAUGUCUGCCUGAAGCCAGGCUCUGCAGAUGACGAGCUCGGCGCUGCCUCACAUGCCGCAGGCAUUGCAGCGCGUUUGGGAAUUUGCAUCCAGCCCGCCUGGGACAUGAUGGAUUUGGAAAGAAGUGUGCCACAUCUGAUUCGGACAUUCCUGCGCUACUACCAACUGCUCGGCGCGGACAGCUUUACCUUCUACGACUUGGACGGCUCCUUCGCUAGCCACCCUGAGGUCGUCGCUUUGCUUGCGACGGGCAAGCUGAAGUAUUUCCCUCGCUUCAUGAAGGCGGUGUCGGAGCUUCUGCACGAUGCUUGGAACUCAGACAUGCUUGUUGGAUCCACAGGUUCCAAGGGUGGCUUCAUGCAAGAGCUGACGUUGAAUCAUUGUGUUCUGAAUAUGCGUGGCAGCGCAGACUUUGUACUGAUAGGUGCCAUGGACGUUUUUCUGGCUUUUGGUCCAAGCACGCCAGCUUUUCCACGGAUGUUGGAAGGAUGCGGAAACCACUUCAACCUGCUGCUCUGGCACAGGCCCAAAUACAACAGGCAGAAUCCAUUCUCACGGCAAGACCUCAUGCUGGGAGGGCUCGCGGACAUUUUCGAGAUGCUGCCUGGAGUACAUGCCCGAAGCUCCCAUGCCCAGUCCCUGGCCAGAGUUUGUGAAGAGUCGCUCACCGGGCUUUUGGCAGGCUGUCGGCACCAUUUCUCUUGGCGUCUGUGA